This is a messenger RNA of Lindgomyces ingoldianus, 591 nucleotides long. RefSeq lists its product as uncharacterized. Bases 1 to 591 code for a protein of 196 amino acids. The record is from RefSeq and is a predicted model, not a curated record. NCBI's taxonomy places the organism in Eukaryota, Fungi, Ascomycota, Dothideomycetes, Pleosporales, Lindgomycetaceae. The transcript has 3 exons.
AUGAAGGCUACACUCUUCAGUCUCGCGACAUUUGUCGUCGCAGCUGCCACCUCCCCCGUAGCCCUAGAGUAUCAGCAAUGCUACGGUCUCAAUGGGAAAACGACGACCUACCUCCCAUGUGCUAAGCAAUACUCUUCGCAGAAAUUUGUCUCGUGCUGUGGCACCGGUGACAUUUGUCUCUCCUCCGGUCUCUGUCUGUACGAGGGCGCUCGAGACUCUCGCGGUCUGCUGAGAGCGGACGGAUGUACAGACCCAACGCUCAAGGAUAGUAGUUGCCAGCCUUGGGCACAACCAACGGUGAAAGCUUGGGCCAACUCGAACGCCGAUACGAGCUUCUUGGCCGUGCUUGCUUGUAGCUCAGGAAAGUACUGUGCAAUUCCGGCGACCGUGCCAGCUCUUUCGGGGGAUGAGGCUGUUGGGGACGAUUGUUGCGAUAGCCAACAGUUUGAGAUUGUUUCCGGAUCAAGCUUAGGGAAGCCUGGAUUAUUCAAUGAAGAGAGGCCUUAUUCAAGCAGAAAGAUCCUAAAAGUCUGGUUAUGUGUAUUCAUUCCGUUUUCUAUUCACCCGGUCAUCCAGUUUGACUGCCCUUGA